AGAGAGAGAGAGAGAGAGAGAGAGAGAGAGAGACAUGCACCUGUGGCCGAACACCUGACUCCUUUUGCAGAGUCAACACUGGCUGAACAGAGUAGUGAGAGAAAAGAAGAAAGGGAAAUGAAGAACGAAGAGUAGAUCAAAGGAAAAGAAGAGAGGUGAAGUAAGAAAAGAGGUAACACAGGCAGAAGUCUUGAGUGUUUUGGAGUGUUGAGCAGCGGCAUGACAAAGAUCAGGCAACAGACCAUUGGUGAUACAGUGGUCUAAAUUUUUUCUGGACGGUGACAGACAUACCCCUGUCUCUCUUCAGCACAGGACAGACCCUGUCAGGUUCAACAUUAACCAGCAGGUCCAGCCCCCUUGUGACUUUCAGUCCAGCUAUGGCUGACCCCUCCCCUGGCUGGUGGAAGCUGACCUUCCUGCGCAAAAAGAAAUCUGAGUCUAAGGUGCUCUACGAGAUUCCACCAGAGCUGGGAAGCAACACUGGAAACAACACUGGAAACAAGGACUCCAGUGUCCCCCCAAAUGGCAACCCUGAGGACAGCCAGUUCAACGCACGGCUAGAGAAGAUUGUGGAUAAAACGGCAACCAAGGGCCGCCAUGUGAAAGUUUCACAUUCGGGCCGCUUUAAGGAGAAAAAGAAGAUCCGUGCCACCCUGGCUGAAAACCCCAACCUCUUCCCAGAGCAUACUCUGAGCAAUGAGAACCACAGGGCUGAAAAAUAGUGCACACACACACACACACAUAGGCAGUCAUCCUCUCUUUCACCUCUCCCCGUCACUUUCUCUCCAGGACAGACCCACCCAUACACACAGACAAAUAUAAAAACUGAAGAACAUGCUAAAUAUAAAUACACAUAUCAGUACCUAUUCACACCUAUUUCUAUUGAUAUGUCUGUUCAUUAAUUUAUAUACCUACAUACAUGUGUAUAUAUUGCAUAUAUGUAGGUACACACAGACAUACACAAACACAUAUGAACGCACAUUCAUGGAAGAGUAAAGAAGACAAAUAACUCCUUACCAAACUAGGUAAUGUUAUGCAAAUGGGGAAAUCCCAUUCAACUACACCUGCCCACAUGUUCACAUGCACACUACACCUGAUAAAUCAUGGAUAUUAAGUUGUCCUCUGUCAACUGUGUGACAACACCCCGGGCUCUAAACAUUGCUCCAGCGCCAAACUCUUGUGCAAGCAUGGGCUGGAGAUAUUUAUAUGUGAUGUACUGCACAUUUGCACAGAAGAGCAAGAGACUUCCAGUGUGGCAUGUGCUCAGUGGUGGUCUUUCUGUCUCUCCUCCACUGGAACUCUGAAUUCUGAAUGGACAUCUGACCCUCCAUUUCACAAACGAGUCCAUGAAACAGGAACGGGGCAAAUGCGCAGGUUAAUAAUUGAUACCGUUAGUCAUUGGAUGCAUGCGAGAGAGAAUUUGAAACCUAAUUUGUUUUUUCCAUGGUGCGGAUUAAAACAAACUUUAAAAUGACAAUCAUUUUCUUUAUAGUAUCAAUGGUGUUUUUCGUUUAUUUUUUAUUACUAUUAUUUUUUUUGCUUUCGUAGAAAGUGAGAUAAUUAUAUGACGAUUUCAAGCUGCAACAUGAUUCCGUUUAUGCUCUGUCCACCUGUUGCCAUGACUACUGACUAGAUAUGUGGCAAGUGCCCUAAGUGCACAGUGAGUGAAACUGUAUAUUGAAUGAUGCAAAAACAGGGAACCAAACAACAGUAAAACAAAACAGCAGUAACAAGAGCUGAGAUCAACAAACACACAUGAAGGUAAUGCCAUUGUUCUCUGAGCAUCAAUGAAUUAAUGAAUUAA
This is a messenger RNA of Anguilla rostrata (American eel), 1804 nucleotides long. RefSeq names its product proline rich 15 like b (gene prr15lb). Lineage: Eukaryota; Metazoa; Chordata; Actinopteri; Anguilliformes; Anguillidae. The coding region runs from base 378 to 722 and encodes 114 amino acids. The transcript is spliced from 2 exons. The record is from RefSeq and is a predicted model, not a curated record.